AUGGGAUGUUGUGUCUCUCGAGCUGCUGAUGACGAUAAUCCGCAUAGGGCAGCUGCAGGAGGCAAGCCCUUUAAACGAUCCAGUCUUACAUGGACAGCUGAUACACCUAUUACUCGGUCCCAACUCGAGAAACAGCGAGAAACGUUUUGGGAAACAGCACCCACUUUUGAGGGACGACCGGAAAUAUGGCAAGCAAUUCAAGCAGCGGUUGAUACGUCCGAUCUUGCGAUGGCCCAAUCGAUUCUUGAUGCAGCCAAUGUAAUUAUUCCUACUGGGAAUCCAUCGGAAGGAUGCUAUGAUGAAUUGGGUAAUCGAUACGUAAUUCCAAUGUACUGCCUUGUGGAUCCAACCAAUUUGAUGAAUGAUAACGACGCUACAACAGGAUCAGCAGCAGCAGCAGCCUUAUCGCCACCUUCUCCACCCACUGCUGGAUCAGCUUCCGUUGCACCUAUCGAUACGCCAAAAGCAUCUGUAAAAGAAAAGGCGUCCAAUAUUUCACUCGCAGGAUCCGAAGUGAGCUUGAUUCCCAUCACUGUACGUCUCUCUACUGCUCAAGAUAUCAAGGUGGAUAUUAGUCGUCAUGAUGAAACGGUCGCUUCUUUACGAACCCGCAUCUUUAUGCAAGCUGGAAACAACAUUACACCACAAACACAUACUAUUCGUCUUAUCUACUUGGGUCGAGUAUUACCGGAUGAUGAUAGAAUCAUAUGUGAGACGACAACAACAACAGGAGCAGCAGCAUCCCCUUCAUCAGCAGAAUCUCACAAGACAUCAAAAACUGUGGUCAUUGCUCAAGGUGCCGUCAUUCAAGCUCUCGUCUCCAAAAUAUGA
This is a messenger RNA of Lichtheimia ornata, 831 nucleotides long. RefSeq lists its product as uncharacterized. NCBI's taxonomy places the organism in Eukaryota, Fungi, Mucoromycota, Mucoromycetes, Mucorales, Lichtheimiaceae. Bases 1 to 831 code for a protein of 276 amino acids. The record is from RefSeq and is a predicted model, not a curated record. The transcript has 4 exons.